Molecule: messenger RNA, 1172 nt
Organism: Nicotiana tabacum (common tobacco)
Lineage: Eukaryota; Viridiplantae; Streptophyta; Magnoliopsida; Solanales; Solanaceae
Product: protein LIKE COV 2
Cellular component (GO): Golgi apparatus
Source: RefSeq, a predicted model, not a curated record
ACCACCCUGUAAAACCAAUCAAUUUCCAACAAAACCCCAAUAAUUUCAGAAAAAUCUCUCCGUAGUCUGAAAAUGGCGGAAGAUAAGAAAGAGUCAACGUCAAGUUCGCCUCUCCAAGAAGAUCCCGAAGAUCCCGUCAAAUCCGCUCCUUCUUCCCCCAAUUCCUCCACUCGCAAGGCUUGCUAUGCUGUUCUUCAAAGUUGGGUGUCAAAGAAGUUCAUGACUGGAUGCGUGGUCCUCUUCCCUGUGGCUGUUACAUUUUUCAUCACUUGGUGGUUUAUUCAAUUUGUUGAUGGUUUCUUCAGCCCCAUAUAUGAAAGACUUGGUAUUGAUAUAUUUGGCCUUGGAUUUGUGACAUCGAUAACCUUCAUAUUCUUUGUCGGUAUUUUUGCUUCAUCAUGGCUGGGUUCAACAGUUUUUUGGAUAGGGGAAUGGUUUAUAAAGAGAAUGCCCUUUGUUAAGCAUAUAUACUCUGCAUCCAAGCAAAUUAGUUCUGCUAUUUCACCAGACCAGAAUACUAAUGCUUUCAAGGAAGUUGCUAUAAUUCGCCAUCCCCGAAUUGGUGAAUAUGCGAUUGGUUUCAUAACAUCGUCAGUUGUUCUCCAGAGAGAUGAUGGGGAUGAAGAGUUGUGCAGCAUUUUUGUCCCUACAAAUCAUUUGUAUAUAGGGGAUGUAUUUCUGGUUAAUUCCAAUGAUAUCAUCAGGCCAAAUUUGUCUGUGCGAGAAGGCAUAGAGAUCAUUGUUUCUGUGGGAAUGUCAAUGCCGCAGGUGAUUUCUCCUAUAGAAAGGAUCACACGACAGAGCGACCGGAUCCCUCUAAACAGAAUGUUAAAGUAAACAAAAUCAGCAUCUCAUUUGCUUAUGGUUUGCGCUAAGCUACCAUAAUCUCAAUUUUUUAGGGAAGUCGCAUAUGUAUACUGUUGGUCUUCUAUGUUCUUUUGAUGGUCCAGCAGAUCUGAACUGAAGCAAUUAGCGACAUUGGUGACUUUGUUGUGUGUUUAUUCUUUAGGAUUAGUAGGAGGAGAUCUGUUUGUCGGAAACAAAUAGGUAGGGAGGCAUUGUUUGGCUGUAGCUGGUUUACAUUAAUUAACAUUUCACCUUGGUCUGUACAGUCUGUAACUUAUGAGUUCUUGUGUUUGUAUUAUAAAGAGGCAAUCGGUGUUUAUUUUUCA